This is a messenger RNA of Saccostrea echinata, 6308 nucleotides long. RefSeq names its product telomerase-binding protein EST1A-like. The coding region runs from base 19 to 5151 and encodes 1710 amino acids. The transcript is spliced from 20 exons. Gene Ontology annotation, biological process: nuclear-transcribed mRNA catabolic process, nonsense-mediated decay. Gene Ontology annotation, cellular component: telomerase holoenzyme complex. NCBI's taxonomy places the organism in Eukaryota, Metazoa, Mollusca, Bivalvia, Ostreida, Ostreidae. Gene Ontology annotation, molecular function: telomerase RNA binding; telomeric repeat DNA binding; protein binding. The record is from RefSeq and is a predicted model, not a curated record.
AUAUGGCGGCUAUGGAAAAUGGCCUCCAAAUCUGAAACCGUUAGGAUAACAUACAAAGAACUGGAAUCCUCUGUUCAAGAUAAAGACAGAUUAAACCGAAAUUCCGACAGAAGCAGUAAUGAUGAAAUUCAAAAAAGGAAAAAUAAGAGGCCAACAAGAGGUAUAUACCAACCCCCUAAGCGAUCCCCAAAAGUUUUAGAAGCAGGCAGAGUUCCGGAGGGUGAGAGCUGGGAGGGAGAUGAGUUUCCUAGCUCUGACAGCAAAGAGACCAGUUCAGAGAGAGAGAUCGAUGAUGUUAGUUCAAAUAUAAGAAACCUAAAUCUUGGCAAAGAGAAGAAUGACCAAAAGAAACAAAGAUCCAAAAAGCCGGAAAUUCAGAGAUAUGUUCCUAAAGGGAAAAUACUGGAACAGCAAACAAAAGAAGACGACACAUCAGAAACCGAACCAGGCCAAAAUGUUUCUCCACGAAAAAUUGAUCUAAAGAAAGACCAGCAAGAGUUAAAAGUAACAGUUGUGAAUGAAGGGGUGCCUCCAAGUGGUCAGUCAAAUGUGGGUGCAAAGACUGAGGCCAAGGAACCACCAAGCCCUCACAAUCCACUGGACAGGUCAAUAUCAAAAGGGGAGUCUCCUAAAUAUCAGUCCAAAUCUGAUACUGCAAAUCAGUUUAGGGGAGGUCAGCAGUCAAAUAAACCAAAACAUCAGAAAGAUUUUGAGAAUAAACCAAGGAGUGGACGAAAUGUGGAGGAGAGAAGGUUUGGAGGUGGUGAAAGUGAUUAUAGGAGGGGAAAACAGCAAGGAAGUAAGGUCCUUGAUAGAGGGAAUAGAGAGGAGGAAUUCAAGAGGAGUGAGGGGAGAAGAGGAGGGCAUGGUAGACCAAGAGAUGGUAGAAGAACUGGCUGGCAAGAAGAAGAGCCUAAACCACAAAGACAACCAAAGGAAAGGAGGGACACAGGGGCAGAAAUCAGCAAAGGGAACCAGCAAAGAGUGGAGAAUACUGAAAGCGAAGAAGGCAUACAAGGUGUCAUACCAACAAUGGUGUUUGAGAGGAAAAAUGGGAACAGUUCUGAAGUGGAAAGCUCUAAACAAGGCCAGAAUGCAGCAGGUGCUAGCAGUGGAAAUGGCAAGCCCGGAUCUAAAAGAUAUUCACUGUCAGCCAUGAGGCGUCCAAGAGCUGGCAGUAUCAGUAGUGAUGUGAGCAAUACAAGUGAUCUCAGCAUGGAUGAAGAGACCACAAAUAGAAUUUUGGACUGGAGUGAAGAAGUUGAGAGGGAAAUGGCAGAAAAUGUUCAUGAUGAAACAAGAAAACUGCAGGAAUAUCUGGAUCAAAAGGGUGGAUUCAAUGACUGGGAUGGAGCCAUAGAAACAGUUGACAAAGCCAGGCAAGCUCUGGAGAGAGGUCAGCAAACACAGAGAAGUAUGGAGGAGGAAAGGAACUUUGGAAAGGAAGGAGGCAGGCCAUAUGGAAAUGUCAAAAAUGUUAAGAAUGACAAGAAUUUUAAUGCUGGUCAUAAGGAAUUUGAAAAUGGUUUCAGACAGAGAAGGAACAGUGAUGGAGCUAGAAGUCGAAGAAAAGACAAUCGUAGAAAAGGAUCCAGCACUGGAAGACGGAGUCGUGAUUCUAGUGUGUCUAGUGCUCACAGUGUCAGGAGCUACCACACAGAGGAUGAUAUGUAUGGCACAGACACCUGGCCUAGAAGACGCAAUCGUAGGAGAGGUAGUAAUGCCAGUGUCAAGGAAUCUCGCAGCAAAGAAGUUCUGAAUGAUCCAGCCAGUCUGAAUCUGAAGGUGACAUUUGCAAGAGAUGACAAAAGACAAGUUAUGAUGAAAGACAGAGAAAGUCCUAAAGGAAGAGGUAGGGGUAGAGGAAGAGGACAUCGAGAGAAUAGGGAUGAAUCAAACAUUGGCAGACAUUCAGAUGAACAUCGUAGAGGAUUUGAAAAUGAAAAACAGGGAAGAUAUAAUGAUAAAUCUGCAGGAAGUGAACGUCAGCGAAAACUCUCUGGGGAGCAAAGAAAUUGGCAAGGUCAUUAUGAGGCAAAGGGAGGGAGAGAAUAUGACCGACGUUAUGAACGUAGAAACUUUGGAGGUCAUCAGGUAGAUCAAGAGGAAAGGAAAAGUCCCGAAAGCCCUGCACACGGUGGAGGAUUAAUAAAACUCCCAGCCAAUACUGACACAUCAGAAAACCACUCUCAGGGCCAUAUCAAUUGGCAUCAUGGAGAAUUCCAUACCAUGGGCCACAGAGGAGAAAGAAACAGGAAUAGCCAUAGAGAUACUCAUGCCCAUGGCAGCCCAGGUCAAAGAAUGUUGUUUGAUCCCAAAAAUCCAGAGAAGAUGAUAAUGGUUCCCACCCCCACAUCUUCUACAUCUACCGGUACAUCCCAGCUGAAGUUCAAGGACCCCUCUGGACAGGAAUCUCCUCAGUCUCCACCUACACAGCAGCAUCCCUUGAUGCCCCCUCCUGGAGGUUUCCCACCCGUGCCACCCCAGUACAGAGGUUAUCCUCCAUUUUAUCAAGGAUAUGAUCCCCGCUAUCAGGAUCCUAUGUAUGGGGGACCAGCUCUGCCUGGCCCUCCCAUGCCAGGAUACUAUUAUGGGUACCCUGCUAUGUACAGAGAUAAUCCCAUGUUCAGAGAAGAUGGUGCUGAGUUCUCAGGGGAUGGUGAAUUAGACCCCAUGUAUGCAGGUCGAUCCAGGACCCAGUGCAGGAUGAUGGCUGAGCAUCUGUUCCAGGAGGCGUGUCACAUGGACUCCCAGAUGACAAACCUUGUAUCUAGAAGGCAGUCUGCUGAGUCAAUGCAGCAUGUUUACAGAUUAAGACAUGAACUGCAGCAGAAGUUGGAGCAGAUUAUCCUACUGGAUGUUGAGGUGGCGAGUAAACACAAUGUGGAACAACUGUUGUGGAAGUCAGUGUAUUAUCAGGUGAUUGAGAUGUUCCGAAGGCAGCUUGCUGAAGACAAGGAAGAUAACAACAUUAAAAUGGAACUCUCCAAAAUCCUGGAUGAGGGGACAACAUUCUUUGAUAAACUCCUCCAAAAGCUUCAGCAGAAAUAUGGUUUUGAUGUUGAGGAUUACUUGGACUCCAGUUUAACUGUGCAAGAGAAUCAGAGCAGGAAUGUUAAGCUGGCCGUACUCAGCAUACAGAGACUGAUGAUCAACCUGGGAGACAUUGCUCGCUACAGGGAACAGAUGAAUCACACAGGCAAGGUCAACUACGGACGGGCCAGAAGUUGGUAUACCAAAGCUCAACAGCUGGCUCCAAAGAAUGGUCGCCCAUACAACCAGUUAGCAAUAUUGGGACUGUACACGAGGAGGAAGUUAGAUGCGGUUUAUUACUACAUGAGAAGUCUGGCGGCCAGUAACCCUUUCCUUACAGCCAGGGAAGGACUCCUCAAUCUGUUUGACGAGGCAAGGAAAAAGGCUCUGGCUGUUGAACAGAAAAAGGAGGAAGAGAAAGAAAAACUAAAGAAGUUGGCCCCCCAGAAGCCUCACCAUGGACAGAGGAUUGAGAUCUGGGUGUCACCUGAUGGGACGAGCUCGGAGGGGAAGACAGAGGAAGGGGGAGAGGAUGACCUUGACAAACUCGAGGCUGUGGAGCUGAACAAGAGAUUUAACCUGAGCUUCCUUAAUGUUCAUGGAAAGCUGUUCACAAAAGUUGGACGAGAGUCAUUUCCUGAGUGUUGUGGACAGAUGUUGAAGGAAUUCCAGGCCUUGCUGAGAUAUGGAGCUUUGCCACCUAGCCGACUCAUUCAACUUAUGGCAAUCAACAUGUUCGCAAUAGAAAAUACAGCUUUGAAAGAUUUAUCAAUGGCAGAGGACUUCCGGUCAGAGCUCCAGGAACACGCAGUACAGCUGGGUCUUGACAUGUUCGGGAUUCUCCUGGACUGCUGUGCACAAGAGCUGACUAAGCACUUAGCCUCAUCAGAUUACCCAAGUCACAUGUUCAGUAGUGAGUUAGAGGAGCUGAUCCCAGGAGUCAAGAAGUGGACAGACUGGAUGUUAGCAAACCUCAAACUGUGGAACCCACCCCCCUCUCUCAGAGACACCACACUGGGGCCUGGUGUGGAUGUUUGGAAAGUGACUGCCAAGUUUGCCAACAUUCUGAAAGAUGUAGACAUCAGUCAUGUCAAGUUAUAUGAAGAUAAAAUUGAAGGCUGUGAAUCAGUUGUUUUAUUUGAGGACACUAUGUUGUCUGGGUUUGUUCCCCUCAUGAGUGCCCCAAUAAAAGUGGCUUAUGUUCACAGUACUGUAGACAAGGACAUUGCUCGGGACUGUCUGCGGAUACAGGUGUUACAGGAGUUUGCUGAUUACUUGUGUGGAGUUGAGCCCCCCAUGUUGGAGUAUGACGUGGUGAAGAAGGAAUACUACUCAGUGGCACCCUCUACUGACUACAGUGAGGCUCCCCAUGGGGACCUACCCUCAGAUUCAGAUGAAGAAGCUGAGGUGAUCAUUGAGAGUGAAGAGGAGGUCACCGAGGGGACAGAGGGAGAUGAACAUGUCCGUCUACUGCGACAGAAGAAGGAAGAACUCAGGAAAAAGAAAGAACAACAGCUCAAAGACAAAGAAAAUAUUCAGAAACUGAUAGAGAAGGACCGUCAUCGGUGUAUAGAGCUGGAGAUCCAUCCAAUUUUCUUAAUUCCAGACACCAACUGUUUUAUUGAACACUUUUCAAGCCUAAAACAGCUCAUUCAGCUGAAGAAGUUUACUGUGGUAGUGCCUUUAAUAGUUAUUAAUGAGUUGGAUGGAUUAGCCAAAGGCAGCAAGGAGGGACAAUACGACUCAGCUGAUCAGGCCCUGAAGGUCGCAGAGAGGUCAAAACAGAUGGUUGAAUUCCUAGAGGAGGAGUUUGAGAAAAAGAACUCGCAUCUGAAAGCCCUGACUUCCAAAGGGAACGUACUGGAGACCAUCUCAUUCCGAAGUGAAGAGGGGGACAGCAGCGGGGGAAAUAAUGAUGACAUCAUUCUCUCCUGUUGUUUACACUAUUGUAAAGACAAGGCCAGAGAAUUCAUGCCUAAAGAGAAAGAUGCCCCAGUGAGGUUGUACAGAGAAGUAGUAUUGUUAACAGAUGACAGAAAUCUACGAUUAAAGGCUCAUACCUGUAACGUACCUGUCAAAGAUGUCCUGUCAUUCCUCAAGUGGAGUAAGAUCACCUGAACUGACCCGUGAAAUGAUGGCAUCAGUUCUGAUCAUCUGAGGACACGGGCCACUGGAGUGUCAGCCUAGUGUGGCAGCUAAUGGUUCUCGGCUAAUGUCCUUUAUCUAGUGUGAACAAUUUGUCUGUUUGGCUUGUGUUAAAUAUCACAAUGGCCCAUGUGAGAAACAAAAUAAUUUCAAGGAUACUACAUGUAAUACUGAAUGGAAAUUUCUACUUUUCCCAGCUUAACCCAGAGAUUUAAGAAGUACAUCUGAAGAGUGAUGUUUUCUACUGUUAUGUAGAUGAAAUAUCUGUAGCUCUAGUGAGUAUUUGAGGAACUUUUUCCUCUGUGUAUUUAUAAACUGUGACUUUUUGAACUGAUGAGACAGUGAGUGUUUGGACUGCAUUGACAGUGAGUUUUAUAUUAACCUUUUUUUAACCCUAUUAAUUGUGAGAUUUAUGAUGUAGUCCACUACAUGUUGCACUUGUUUUGCGACAUCAUGGAGUCACUGUUCAUAAUUCUGAGAGGAUCAGGGAGACACCACAGGAAAUUACAGUGAAUGUUGGAAAAGUACCAAACAGUUCUUGUGUGAAAUAUUAUGGCAGUCAACAGACUGUCAAUUAAAGGUUUUAUUCUUAUGAAAGCAGCAGCUUUAAGUUUCAUUUUAUGAUGGAGUUUUACAGCUUUAAAUGAUAGAAUUCUUUUCCUGACCCCCAGAGCAGAUUUGUGAAGAAUUUUAGUUGUUGUUUCUUGUUAGUGGAGUUGUAAAUAUUGAAAUUUUAAAACAUAUAAUUAUGUUUGUACACCUGCAUACCCCUUAGAAGCUUUAGAACCUGAUUGUUAGUCAAAAAAUCAAAGACCUAAAGUCCUAAACACGUUUUAUACACAUAUGUUGAUAGGAUUUAUUAUUUUUUUCUGAAUACUGAAAAACAGAGACAAAAAAAAAUUAAAAUAAUAAUCCGAAAAAUGUCUUGGAAGUUAGUGAACUCUUUGAUAGUACAAGUCCUUUGUAAAAAAAAGAAGAAGUGAGCUUGUAAGAAACAUAAAUUUCAGGUUUGAAUAGCUUUGGUGUGUUUGAAUUAAGUUUGACUUAUAAAGAAUUACGCACGCUAACUCUCGAUUCCCGCCUACAUUUUACACCCAUUUAAUUCAAUACUAAUGGCAGUUUGGGCAUAA